This is a messenger RNA of Fusarium vanettenii 77-13-4, 7824 nucleotides long. RefSeq lists its product as uncharacterized. The transcript has 6 exons. Bases 1 to 7824 code for a protein of 2607 amino acids. Gene Ontology annotation, molecular function: protein binding. NCBI's taxonomy places the organism in Eukaryota, Fungi, Ascomycota, Sordariomycetes, Hypocreales, Nectriaceae. The record is from RefSeq and is a predicted model, not a curated record.
AUGGCCUCCAUACCGAGAAGAUACCGGUCUUCGACCUCGGUCUCGAACCCACCCAACACCAAGUCCUUUGAGAUAUUGAAGGGCCUGCUCGACGCGCUCACCCUCGACACGACCCUCCACCAAGAUAACGGAUUCCCGGAGAUUCCGCCCCUAUUAAAGAAACUACGACACAUCAGCCAGCACAUCACCGCGACGGCCUCAUCGGUGCACCAGAACGAUUUCCGCCAUGCCGACGGCUACCAGCACAUCCUCAACCUACUCCGUGCCUUUUCAGGCUACUACAACCCCGAUAAACGAAGCGAUGCGGAUAUGCUUGCUCUGUUUAAGCUGCUGGGAGACUCCUUGAAUGUUCUCUCGGCGACCCUGCGUGGGCAUGCAGGCAACCGACGAUUUUUCCGAUACAGAGUUGAGGGAGGCGGUUGGGAAGCACUGGAGCAGGUCAUCGCCAGCAUAGGCCUCGGUGGAGCAGAACCCGAUGCGUGGAUAAGUUGCCAUGUAUUUGGCAAGCUCUUAUCCUUCUCCCUCGACGACGACGCUCUUGAUCUCCUUUGCCAGACUAUCGCCAAAUCACUUCGGCCCGAUGGCGAUAACACACUCCCAAACGACGACGAUAGCGUGGAAGAGCAGUGGGAUCUGGUCUUGACCAAGUCUGUCGAGAAUAUCGCACCUGGAGUGCGUGAGGUUGUGAAUGCCAAGACAAUAAUACAGCACCCUGAGAUUCUUAGAGCAGUCGUCAGCUUCUGGACAGCCAUUCCGCGGAUGAAGGAUGGCCUUGCGAAUCCUGCCUCUCUGCUUGUCUUGGAGACGAUUCACUGCAUCAUCUCCGUCUCCAUAUAUAACCGGGCUGCAGUGCAUUCGACUGGCGCCCUCUCUCAGUUUCUCCGAGUUGCCUUCAAUCCUGAUUCGGCACUGAGUCCCCCUGAACGGGAAAAGGUUCUGGCCAUUUGCAAGAUGCUCAUGUUCCUAGGCGUCAACGAACCUGCUGACACCCAAUUCUUACUCUCGACACCUGGUUCUGAGGCAUCCGAGUUCUGCUUGCAGAUGACAUCCAAGCACUCAGGCCCUCCUUUCUUCCAGUUUGAUCUUUCUUUACAUGGUCAUUCAUCCCUCGAGUUAUCUAGUCUCGGCCGCUCGUUUCCGCCCCAGUCAAGUGCAGGAUACACUUUUACAGCCUGGAUUCGGGUAGACAGCUUUGAUCCUACUGCACAUACAACCAUCUUUGGCGUCUUCGACUCAACACAAGCAUGCUUCUUGCUCAUGUACCUUGAGAGAGAUACCCACAACUUUAUCCUUCAAACUUCCGUCACUUCCAAUAAGCCUAGCGUGCGCUUCAAGACCGUUUCGUUCAAGGAGAAGCGAUGGUACCAUAUCGCCAUUGUUCAUCGUCGACCAAAGACCAUGACUGCUAGCAAAGCAUCUCUUUACGUCAAUGGCGAGUUUUCAGAACAGAUUCGUUGCAACUACCCUCACAUGCCACCCCUGUCCAACGGCACGAAUGAGAGCUUUGCUUCCUUCAACUCGUCCCAGAACAAAACAAACCCAGUACAGGCCUUUCUUGGCACACCUAAGGAUCUUUCGAACCAAGUAGGGCCUGGACUUGUCUUCUCACGCUGGUCACUUGCCUCGGCGCAUCUGUUUGAGGACGUCUUGAGCGACGAUUUCCUAGCGGUUCAUUAUGGCCUUGGGCCACGGUACCAGGGCAACUUUCAGGAUAGCCUGGGAGGCUUUCAAACCUACGAGGCAUCGGCCACUCUAGGCCUGCGCAAUGAGAUCGCGCAUCCAGGAAAGGGCGAGCACUCGGACAUCAUCAGAGCUGUGCGCGAUAAAGCUGGUUCGCUACUCCCAGAGUCCAAGAUUCUGCUGAGUAUCCUGCCCUCAGCCACAUUCCCAGAAAACGUGCAGUUUUAUGACACUGGACUCUUGCGAUCGUUGCCAAGGAACUGCUCCCGCAACCUAUUCCGAGCAUCGAACCAAGAGGGCGCGCCUCUGGCUAUCAACUGCGCGGUCCCAAGUCUCCCAGACUCACUGUUCAGAGUUCAGGGACUUCUAUCUUUCCGAGGCAACCCCAUCGUCGCCGUCCCUUCAUACCUUGACGAGAACUUGUGGCGCCUGGCUGGGUUCACACCACUGGCUCUCAAACUCUUUGAGAGGGCCACUACCAUUGAGGAGACAGUUCGGGCUGCUGAGAUGCUUUUCUUCUGCAUUCGCCAGAAUUGGAGGAACAGUGAAGCUAUCGAAAAGGAUAACGGGUAUGGCAUCUUGGCCAUGCUCAUCCGUGUGAAACUGGGACAUGGUGGUAGCAUUGGUGAUUCUGCCGUUACUCGACUCCAAGUCUCUAGUGAAGACCGCGACCGAUUGGCAUUCCAGCUUCUGAGCCUUAUUCUUGAUUUCGUCGGAUACAACCACGCAGAGCCCAUGGAGUCAUUCAUCAUCAACCCGCUGGCUUACCGCAUCCUCCUUAUCGACCUUGACAUCUGGCGCAAGUCAGCGCCGCGCAUUCAAGAGCUUUACUACAAACAAUUCGUUACGUUCGCUGUCAAGAGCAAAUACCAUGAGUUCAAUAGUCGGAGGUUGAUUAGGAUGAGAAUUGUCAAGAGAUUGCUUGAUGCGAUGAAGGGUGAGGUAGUGUCGGAUGAUACCAUUUCCCAUUUCAUGGGCGCCUUCGAGGUUCUUGUCACGUCAAACUUUAGCCAGGAAGUCAUGAGAUCUUUGUCGCUCUUCAUCACAUACGCCUUUCAUUCACCAGCUUCAUCGCUGCUACGAAGCCCGCGGCCCCUUUCGUCAAUCUCCAGGUCAAGCACUCCGGCUCCUCGGCGAACUCGGACACCAACGGAUGCCAGCCUGUCUGGGGCUUCGCCUGGCCUCAAGUUCCUGACUAAGAAGCAGCUGGGUGUCAAGGUCUUGAGCAUGUACUCACGCAUACUGUGCGACAAGGCGAACACGUCUCACAUCAAGAAAUUUGCCCGCACAGUUACGAACAAGUGGCUAUUGUAUCUGCUGGCAGAGGAUGACCCGGAAGUUGUGGUUCAUGGCUGCAAGAUUCUGGCACGACUGCUCGUGACCCAUGGAACAAACUACACGUCGAAGUUUGCCGGCAAGUCUGGAGGGUUUACCAUCAUGUCAAAUCGACUGAAGCGGUUCUGGGACCUGCCGACCAUCUGGCCCAUCUGCUUCUGCAUUCUAUUUGGCUACGACGUUGCCGAGAUCGACUUUGACAAGAACUUUGACUUUUUCAACCUCCUGGAAACAUUUGGCAAGCGCAAGAUUGUUUACCCAGAGUCUCUGUCUGUCAUCACAGCAAUGCUGCAGCAUGGAUUGAAGGAUGUUACGAGAUACCAAGACGAUCCCGACUCUCCAGCGACGCAUACCGCCCCAGCCCAUACACUCAAGAAGUUUGCCUCUGCUAAGGAGUUGCGACCACGAGCGGACUCUAUGGAUCUUGCUACAGCCCUUGAGACUCGAUUAAACUUCUCGAAAGAUAGCGAACGAGUGGCGAGCUACGCCGGGGUUCUUCAUACAGUCAUUCGCUUCCUAUUGGAUCUUCAUGAGCGCUCAACCGAGUUUAGAGACUUUGCUCUGACCUCGGAAUGGGUGAGACUGCUGCUAGCCGCACUCUAUCCCGUUGUUGUCAGCGCCGAUGGAGUGACACCAGAGACUGAGUUGAACUCGGGAGAUGCUGCCCUCACUUUUGAAGGAACCGACGUCAUUAUUCGGCCUAUUGGCGGUAGUGGUUCGCAUGCCACGCCCAUUGUACGAACAACGAGCGUUGACCCCAUUCCUUCGCCUCAGUCCACACCCCCUAAAGGCACACCUCUCAGGAGAGCGUCGUCCUUCAUCCUUCUUACAGCACACAAAUCGCCCGUUGGGCCCAGUCCAGCUCGCUUGAACCCAGCAGUGCCGCCAACGAGAUCGACGCCCAAGAAGAAGCCGAGCAGCGAUAUCUUGGAUGGAAUCAUUGAUCUGGUCGUCAACGUUUUUAUGGAUCAACUCCUCUCGCGCAAAGACUUCCCGGGCUUUGGUCUGUUCACCAAAGUGCCUCCGGGUUUCCGUGAGCACCAAGCAUACUUUGAAUCAUAUAUUCUGAGGAAUGUGAUCACCCAGCUGACGAACAAUGUCCAACUGAACCAGAAAGCCAUCUGCGAACCAAGGAUUUUGACCAAUCUGUCGAGAUUUUGCCUCCACAUGUCGGAAGCCAUCUUUGAGGGCUGGUUCAUGAAUGGGGCCGAGACCAUGAUUGACUUUAUCGGCAUGCUGCUGGAAUUCCUACAGCGCCCUGACAUUGCUACUCUCAAAAGUGUUCGCCUUUGCAGCCAGGCCGUUACUACCGUCAGGAGCUGUCUGCUCAGGAUUAUCCUUCUCAGGCUAUCGGACCUUGACAGCCCAGAUACCACUGUGGUUGAGGCCAAGCAGUUCAUGGACAAGAUGGCGUACUGGCAAAUGUCAAUUCUUGGGUGCUUCUCCUCAGAGGAUGACUUUCUCAAGCUUUUCUGGUACCAGCUUUACACAAAGCUUAUUGGGGACAAGAUGCCCCUCCGCAUUGCGGCAGCCAACUUUCUUCGCAUCAUCUUGGUUCAGAAGCCAGAAGAGUCUGCAGCCUUGAUCCGCUCGUGCAUGUCACCGGACCAGAAACAACUCUCCAAGGACUUUCAGAAACUCACUGGAGUGGAUGAUGAAUCUUUUGUUGAGUGGGUUGAUAAACAUCGACCGUCCCUGGAUGUCCUCUUCUUUGGCGGAAUGUCUAAAACUUGGGAAGACUUUGUUAGUGCCGAGAACGCCCGCACAGCUGAGACGGCCAAAAGCCGCAUCACAAAACGUAAGGAGAAGCUUAGGUUGUGGCACGUUGAGGGCAUCACCAGAGACAAGGUCUUGCUCAGCCACGACAUUGGCAACAGCGCCUGGAUGAAGAGCAUCUAUAAUUCCGAGUAUUUCAAGUACCACCGAAUCAUGCAGGAUCAGCAAGACGACUUGGUGUUUUUGAGUGCAGCAUACAAGAAGAUGGAACGAGAUCUGAGGCGACCUGGUGCUGUCUUCAGCGAAGCAACACCGCCCAAGUGGAAGCUCGAUCGAACUGAAGGGCGAAACCGGAUGCGACUCAGGGUUCUUCCGGACUUUGCGAUCAAGUCGGAUGAAUACCAGCCCAAGAGAAAGACAAGCGAAGUCGUGCAGACACUGCGACUUAACACGUCAGCAAGUCCGGUGCCCUCCAUCUCGGCAUCUGCUGUCACACCCACACGUUCCGCCCCAUCAAGUGCUCUGGAAGGCAACAACGAACCUCCCCAAUUCACAGACGAACCUGAGUCUACGGCCGAUCAAACGGAGCAGCCCAACUCUGGCGUUGCUCCUGAAGACGACUUUGAGCUUGUCGAUGACCCCAACGAUCCCAACGAGGGAGAUGAAGGCUUCGAAGACAAGAACCGCAAGGUCAUGAGGCGGCUGGAACACGGUGACCAGGUUCAAUCGGCGUACAACAUUUCUCGCAUCAUUGGUCUUGAUGCAUGCGAAGGUAUCCUGAUCAUAGGAAAGGACGCCCUCUACAUGAUGGACAACGUGUUUCAGUGUGCCAACGGCGACAUUGUCAACGUCUGGCAAGCUCCUCCUGAAGAGCGUGACCCGUUCUCUCAGAUCGUGACGGACUCAAAGACGUCAGAGAAGCGGCAGAAUGCUGGCAACAAGGAGCAAGAGUCGAGACACUGGCGCUGGCACGACGUGAUCAGUAUCUCAAAACGACGCUUCCUGUUCCGAGAUGUUGCGAUCGAGGUGUUUUUCACGGAUGGCCGCAGUUAUCUGUUGACCACCAUCAACCCGGUUGUUCGAGAUGACCUAUUCGUCAAGAUGCUCAACAAAGCCCCCCAUACGAGCGGUGCCAACACACUGCCGAAUCCUGAGGAUGCUUGGCGGCUGGAGUCUCUCAAGGUGGUCGACGAGUCUCCUCAAGGCUUCGGGUCCAAGUUUGGCACAUUCUUCAACUCGACGCCGUGGAACCCAAUCCUGAAGAGAUGGCAGAGAGGCGAGAUCUCCAACUUUCACUACCUCAUGAUGGUCAACACCAUGGCUGGCAGGACUUUCAACGAUCUCACCCAGUACCCAGUCUUCCCGUGGAUCUUGGCAGACUAUACUAGUGAGGACCUUGAUCUGGAGGACCCCAACACGUUCCGUGAUCUGUCCAAGCCGAUGGGCGCUCAGACACCGCAGCGAGUGGGUGGCUUCGUUGAAAGCUACAAUGCCCUGGCCGAGAUUGGAGAGAUCCCUUUCCAUUACGGCACCCACUACUCUUCAGCCAUGAUCGUCUCAUCGUACCUGAUUCGAUUGCCGCCUUUCGUCCAGUCCUACAUCCUCCUCCAGGGAGGCAGCUUCGAUCACGCUGAUCGGCUCUUCCAGUCAAUCCCUGAGGCAUGGAAAUCGGCAUCCUGCAGGAACAAGGCUGACGUGAGAGAGCUCAUUCCCGAGUUCUUUUGUCUGCCCGAGUUCCUGACCAACAUCAAUGGAUAUAACUUUGGCAACCGAGAGAGCAAUGGCGCCAAGGUUGACCAUGUCGAACUUCCUCCCUGGGCCAAGGGUGACCCAGGAAUCUUCAUCGCCAAGCAUCGAGAGGCAUUGGAGAGCCCAUAUGUUAGCGAGAAUUUGCACAAGUGGAUCGAUCUCGUUUUUGGGUACAAGCAACGAGGAGAAGCUGCCGUGGAGAACCUCAACGUCUUCCAUCAUCUGUCGUAUCGUGGAGCUACAGACCUGGACAGUAUCACGGACGCAAAGGAGAGGGCUAUCCUUGCUGGUGUGAUUCACAACUUUGGACAGACACCGCAUCAAGUGUUUAUAAGGCCUCAUCCCGCCCGGGAGCAUGUACGAUGUCCUAUUCGACGACUGGACACUGGUGUAUUUUCUCUUGGAUGCCUCUCCAACCCACUCCUUGAAAGCCAUGAACGCGUAGCCUCUCUAAUCUACGCCCCGAAGCUGGACCGCCUACUCUGCGCUUCUCCUUUCCGCCUCAACUUUCCACCCUAUGACAAGUUCCUGGAAUGGGGAUACGCCGACAACAGCAUUCGCUUCUACUUCAGCGACAACCGAAAGGUAACUCGCCACUACAUCCCUGACUAUGGCCGCCCCGCUAACGCACGAAAGCCGGCUGGCCUGUUUGAGAACCUCCACAUUGGGCAGAUCUCGUGCGCCUGCUUUGCCGACUCCAAGACCCUCAUCACCGCUGGUGAGGAUUGCGUCGUUUCUGUCUAUGCGCUUCAGACGGCGCCGGGUAAACCAGUGGAGCUGCUGCCAAGAUCGAGUCUCUUUGGACACAAGUCGCCCGUCACUACGAUUGCGGUAAGCAAGGCGUUCAGUACCUUCCUGACGGUCUCUGCGGAUGGGCAAGCAUUCCUGUGGGAUCUCAACCGUCUCUCGUUUAUUCGAAAACUGCCGUUGGUGCGUCCUGUCGAGUGUGCCCGCAUCAACGACAUCUCUGGCGAGAUUCUUCUCUGCUCUGGACCGAACGUGCUCCUGUACACCCUCAACGGUACACUCCUUCUAGAGCAAAACGUUUGCUUCGAUCAAGACGACUACAUUCACUCAUGUGCUUUCUACGAAGGCGCUGGGAAUGAGUGGCUCGACAACUACCUCGUCUUCACAGGACACAAGCGAGGCCGUGUCAAUGUGUGGCGCCGCAGCAUUGUCGGUAGUCGAUGGACGCUGGAGCUUCUGAGAAAGCUUGAUCAUGUGGACUAUAAGAACGACAAGGGAGCAAACACGGAGGCGGGCGUGACGUGUAUUACUCCCAUGCCGACGUGUGUAUACACAGGUGAUGAUGAUGGCCGAGUUAUAGAGUCUGGCCCUCCCUAG